CAACACACACGUCGGAUAUAUUUCAAUGUGUAUUUGCCACACAACAUUCAAAUUUUGUUAUUUAAGAUAUCAUUCUCAUCAUAUUUUCCAAGGAGACCAUGCAUACCGUGAGUGGCAAGAAUCUAAGCACCGAAGAGUUGGAGGAAGUAAGCAAAUGGAUGAUGCAAAAUAGUAUUAGUACUCAUAGGUUACGUCGCGAAUUCUCCGAUGUUUUGCCACUGGCCGAAAUCUUCAAACGCGACUACCCACGCCUCGUCGAUCUUUAUAACUAUCCGAAGAAGAGCAGUGUGCAGCUGAAGCUGGCCAAUUGGGAGACAUUCAACUUCAAGGUGCUGUCCAAGUUCAAUAUGACCCUGAGCAGGGAUUUUAUGGAGCAAAUGGCGAACGGUGUUAGCGGGGCGGCUGAAGUGCUUUUGCACGAGGUGAUUCGAUUGGAGAAGCGACAACGCGUGGCUCAGGAGCGAAAUGCGGCCAUGCGGCAGGAACAGACGUGGAAGGAGAAUGAUGAGGUGAAAACUGUUGUGGUUAACAAGCAAGUUGGCGAUGGCAUCGUUCAGGUGCCACAGAAAAUGAUUCUAUACUCGCUGUACGAGAAAAUGGCACGUGACAGUCAGGCGAAGGACGUUAUCAUCGACGCCUAUCAACAGCGAUUGGCCCACAUGGAGAGUAUUAUAAAAAUCAAAACGGAACGGAUCGAUGAACUUCUAAUGCAGAUGGGAAAGCUACCUCAAAAGCGAAAUUUAACUACUGCUGGUGGUGGUGGCAAUGCAUCCACCACUUGUUUCUUCGCAUUCGAUGGCAAGGAUCCCAGACAAUCGCAGAUAUCAUCUGCCGAUCCAGACAGUAGCACCUAAUGAGCCUAAUGCCAUCAUCAUGUAUUCACUUUGAUAAAGUUAUUUAUUGUUAGAUUAUGGAACCAAAUUACCGAUUACAGCUGAAAUAGAUUAAGAAACCAAUGAAGUGGCAAUCUAUAUUUAAUAAU
Molecule: messenger RNA, 982 nt
Organism: Drosophila takahashii
Lineage: Eukaryota; Metazoa; Arthropoda; Insecta; Diptera; Drosophilidae
Product: sperm flagellar protein 1
Biological process (GO): regulation of cytoskeleton organization
Cellular component (GO): axoneme
Molecular function (GO): microtubule binding
Source: RefSeq, a predicted model, not a curated record